AUAGGAAUCACCGUAUUGGCUUAUCUGUAAGUAAUAUUACCAUUUUGGGAUAUAUGUUUUUUUUCUUUUUUUUGCAACAAUCUUCGCUAAAGUUGAGGGGGCGUCUGCGACUAAAAGCUGCAGGACACCCACAUUUGCUAACAAACUUAUUACUAAACCCCUAAGAGAUACAAUUAAGUACACUACUAACUUAUCGAAACACAUACUUUAAGUCUUAGUUAGUAACACAGCGAUGAAUUCAUCUGAUAACCUGCCAAUUCUUUACUUGAAUGAUGAUAACAUUCCCCAUGUUUCUGUAGUUUCUACCGAACCAAAUCCAAUCUAUUCAGGAGAUAAGUAUACUUUUGUUAAUGAAAACAUAUUGUUUAGAAGACUUGGAGGAUUUAAUGAAAUCAAAGGAUUUCAAGCCAAAGCUUUGGGAUUGACAGUUGGAAAUGAGAUGUAUAAACUGAUUGAUUCAUCUAAAGAUGAUAUAACUACAUCAGAUUUACUUAGAGUUCAUUUAUUAAGAAUCUUAUUAACAAUCGCAAUUUUCAUUCAAAUGAGAUUGUUAUUCAUUGAUAAUUUUUGUAAUGAAUUAAAAGAAAUGAUUAAUAUAUUUUGGCUAGAUUUAUGGUGUGUAUCUAAAUUAGAAUCAGAAGCAUUAAGUUUUGGAAUUUACUUUAUUAAUGAUAUCUCUUGUUCAGUAAUUUUUACAAAGAAUUUAAUCUAUAAUAUUCCUACAGUAUUUUAUAGAUUGAUUAUUAAUAAUAUUCUUAGUAAUAAUCCAUCUUCAGGAUUACAAAAUUUUAAUGCUUCAAUUCCUCAAGAUUUCUUACCUAAAUCAAUAACCUUAUUAUUAGAGAUUAACAAUGACUUAGUAUCUCCACCACCAGAAAUUCCUCAACCUUAUUUAAAUGCUGAUAAGAAAAUUACAGUCCCUGAUAAGAGAGAAAUUCAACAUGCUUUAUCAAUUAGAAAUGAAUAUUUUACUCAUAAGAGUGUUUAUUGUGCAGCAGAGAAAGUCAGAUUAUCAAGUGAAAUUGCCCGAUUUGUAACUUGGUGUGCACUAAUUCCUUCAAUAAAUACCAUCAAUAUAUUUGAAAGAUUUGGACUUCUUUGGGAUAAUAUCGCAUAUCUUGAUGUAACAUUAGAACAAUUGGGAAAUUCCAUUCUUAAUGAAUUAAGUUCCUUUGCUAAUGGUUGUUAUGUUCAUGAGUUGGAAGAGUUAAAGACAACCCUUCCUAGAAUUACGUUAGUAGAUGUUAUAUCAGGAAAGGCUUAUACAAUCAAUGAAGAAAAUAUCCAUAAAAAGUUUCAUGAAUUAGAAGAUAUAGAUGAUGGUAUUGAAAGUUUAAUUAGUUCUUAUACGGAUAAUAGAGAAUUAAUUGUUAAUUUAUGUGAUGGUAGAAUGAGAGAAGAUGCAAUAAUUAAUUUUAUUAAAAAUUCAGCUGAUGAAGUUGAAGAUAUUGAUGUAAUCCAAACAUUACGUGAAGUUAUUCCAAGUACUCCAGAUCUUAUUAUUGUACCAAACAAAUCGAAUAUUGAACCUCAGAAAACUUUUGGUUAUAUAUCAAUUAAUGAUGAAACUGAUAAAGUCCCCAUAGUUUAUUUUUCUAAGACCAGAUUCGGAUUUACUUUCUUCGUUAGAUCUCUCUAUUAUUUUGCCCUAAAUAAUGAUAUCACAGAAGCUAAUAUUGUGAAUUUUGUUAAUGAAUCAAAUGACAGACACUUGGAAUCACAUGAUCUGUCAUUAAAUUUAGUAGGAACAACUGGUUAUGCUUCUCAAAACACAACAAUUCCAGGGCAUUAUAUGAUCAAAUUUGUUAGAAGAAUGAGAAGUUUAAGAUUGUUUGAUGGUAAUUCUAGUCGCUUAAAUAAUAAUAAUAAUAAUAAUAAUAACGGCGACGAUAAUGAAAUUGAACCAGAAAUCAUUCAAUACGAUAAUGAACCUAAUAUCUUAUUAAGUUCUGCUGAAUUAUAAACUGGUGGUGUCCUGGUCUAAGUAUUGGUAUCUAAAAUUAUUUUUCUAUUGUAUUGCUAUCUCACUAAUUUGCUGCUAAAUUAUGCUCGCUAUGGAUUGCUGUAAAAAAUAGAUUUGCGUGUAAAGCCAUGCCAGAAAACAGAAUCGGAG
Messenger RNA from Scheffersomyces amazonensis, 2113 nucleotides. RefSeq lists its product as uncharacterized. The record is from RefSeq and is a predicted model, not a curated record. Bases 233 to 1963 code for a protein of 576 amino acids. NCBI's taxonomy places the organism in Eukaryota, Fungi, Ascomycota, Pichiomycetes, Serinales, Debaryomycetaceae. The transcript has a single exon.